AUGGGCUUCGUCGUCCAUCUGGUGCAUGAUGAUCUACACCGCACCCCUCUGGCACGAAGGGCGAGGUGCCUCCGAGGCUCCAUGCUCAAAUGGCACCAGAACCGGAAGGAGUUGUUCGGUCUGGCGGCCCAUAUUUUUGUUGAUAGCCUGAUCCCCGAUUUCGGUGGCAUCACACAGUGUGAUUCACACCCCGCUUCCUCUCCGACUCUCCGACAGCCCUCUCCUGGCUCCGCGGUGGAGCCCGAGUCGGGCUGCCCGACCGAGUCGGGCCGAGUGACUUGCAAGCCCAUCGAGCGCAUUGCCAUACCCCGUCUUUGUGAUGCGAUUGCGGAUGUCCGCAAGGUUUGGAGAAUGAAAUACCAUGUCGUACCAGCGUUGCUACACGUGGCAGCAUCUCAAAACGCCAAGUCGGAUGGACUCAGUCGGUUGACGUUUUCUUGGGGUAUCCCUGAAAAAUCAUAUUUGAAGGGCGAGGUAUGGCCGGGGCUCGCCCGCCAUUCGACCUGGCAGAGGACGCCACUGACCAAGAGCAUGGAAAGCUAUUAG
Perkinsus marinus ATCC 50983 is the source of this 546-nucleotide messenger RNA. RefSeq lists its product as hypothetical. Lineage: Eukaryota; Perkinsozoa; Perkinsida; Perkinsidae. The record is from RefSeq and is a predicted model, not a curated record. Bases 1 to 546 code for a protein of 181 amino acids. The transcript has a single exon.